Molecule: messenger RNA, 876 nt
Organism: Lindgomyces ingoldianus
Lineage: Eukaryota; Fungi; Ascomycota; Dothideomycetes; Pleosporales; Lindgomycetaceae
Product: short chain dehydrogenase
Exons: 4
Cellular component (GO): cytosol
Molecular function (GO): oxidoreductase activity
Source: RefSeq, a predicted model, not a curated record
AUAAUGAAGCCCCCAUAUCCCUCGCUCACACCGACCUGGCACAACGACGUCUAUCCAGCCAUCGAAUACAGCAACCCUAAUGUCAGCCAUGAGGGGCACACUAUUAUUAUCACUGGUGCCGGAGGAGGAAUUGGGCGCGAGACUGCCAUUGGCUACGCCACCGCGAGAGCGAAGCACCUCGUCCUCGUCGGCCUCACCAAGUCCAAGCUUGAGGAGACGGCAGCUCAAGCCUCCAAAGCCAAUCCGUAUGCCAAAAUAUCGAUUUUCGAUGCGGACGUGACAGACGAGGCAGCUAUGGCAAAGGUUGCGGGUGAAGUCGGCACUUGGGAUGCCGUGGUGUUCUGUGCAGGCUGGAUGCCCACACCUUCGCCCGUCGCAAAGUCCGAUAUCAGCGACUUUUGGAAGUCAUAUGAGGUCAACGUGAAAGCCAUUGCCGUCAUGGUCAAGGCGUUCCUCCCCACCGCAAGCCCGACAUACGCCGCAUUCUUGGCCAUGAUCAGUGCCGGGAGCGUCUUUCCGGCACAAAUGCUGGUCGGAUAUGCGGGCUAUCAGGUGGCCAAAGUGGCAGCUGCCAAAAUGAUCGAGAUACUGGCAGAGGAGAAUCCCAAUGUCUUCUUCGCUGCUGUUCAUCCAGGAAUGGUCGAGACUGACGGAUUCCGCAAGUCUGGUUAUACGACAGACAUGCUUGCCAUGGACGACGUCAAGCUCCCAGCCGGCUUCAGCUUGUGGGCGUCGUUGCCUGAAGCAAAGUUCCUCACGGGCAGAUUCAUUUGGGCAAACUGGGACAUCGAGGAGCUCAAGGGCAUGCGGGAGGAAAUCGUGUCGGGCACUAAGCUCCUGUUUGGUUACAAUAGCUGGCCGUUUCCCAACAUGUAA